This is a messenger RNA of Pomacea canaliculata, 2170 nucleotides long. Its product is annotated as putative hydrolase RBBP9. The record is from RefSeq and is a predicted model, not a curated record. Gene Ontology annotation, molecular function: hydrolase activity. The transcript is spliced from 4 exons. Bases 238 to 786 code for a protein of 182 amino acids. Lineage: Eukaryota; Metazoa; Mollusca; Gastropoda; Architaenioglossa; Ampullariidae.
GAAAUAUUGGGAUCGUUCACAUACAUGCUAACUAAUGAGCAAAUUCUUCAUUAUUGUAUAUAGAGGAAUAUUCUUUUAUCUUUGUAAAUGCAUCGUAAGGAUAUCCGCUAAUCACAAACCGCCCUGAUGCCGAUGGGCGUGGCAUGACAAAGAAGCUCUCGACACGCUCAGACACAAGUGAUAAACCACGUGGUUCUGGCACAAAGAAAAUAUUUUACAACAAUAAAGCGCAACACCAUGGAUAUGGAAGAGGUCAAAGUAGUCAUCGUUCCAGGAAAUGGUGCAGGAAAUGUAGAGGCUGCCAACUGGUAUGGAUGGCUUCAUUACAAGUUGAAGGAAAAUAAUGUCAAGAGCAUUCUGAGGAACAUGCCAGAUCCCAUCACAGCUCGAGAAUCUGUGUGGCUCCCAUUCAUGCAGGAUGAACUGGGUUGUGAUGAAAACACCAUUAUUGUUGGUCAUAGCUCAGGUGCGGAGGCAGCCAUGAGAUAUACAGAGACACAUAAGGUGAAGGGGAUUGUGUUGGUGUCAGCCUGUGUGACAGAUUUGGGUGAUGCUAAUGAGCGAGCCAGUGGUUAUUACAACCGCCUUUGGCAGUGGGACUCUAUUCGUGCAAAUACUGGAUUCAUAGCACAGUAUGGCUCAACUGAUGACCCUUUCAUUCCAUGGUUGGAACAAAAGGAGGUGGCAGACCAACUCAACAGCAAUUUGUUUAAGUUUGAAGACAAAGGUCACUUCAUGAACACAGCAUUUCCUGAACUACUUGCUUUUUUAAAAUCUGUGCUUUAGCAUGUCCCACAUUUUAAAUCAGAGCAGUGUUAAUGAGCAAUAGCCAGAAUUGCUUAUCACAUUUUUAAUCAUAAAGUGCAUAUGUUGGUUAUUGUCACAAUCAAUUCUGAAUCAUGUACUUUUCUUUUGUGGAACAAAAAUCAUGACAAACAUUAGUGUAAACAUUCUUAUUUUGCUCAGCUGAACUGGUAAGCUUCCACGCUGAAGUAGCUAACUUGUCUAAACAAGACUGCUGUAGGACAGUUUAAGGUAUAUUACAGCUUAACUUGGUUUAUUAAAAAAAAACAAAACAAAACAAGGUGAUCAUGAAAGCAGCAACAGGACCCAACUAAAUUUUCCCCAUGAUGUUGUGACUGAUUUGCUUGAACAUCCCAAUGUGGCUGCUGACAAUCAAACCAUGACCUCAAUCUAGUGUCUUCUCUGCACAUUCUGCCUAAACAAAAAUUUGGAACUAACCCUUAAGCUUAACAUAACUCUUAAACAGAUCUCCCAAAUGUACCUAGUCUGAAUGUGUGUGUGUGUAAGAGAGUAAGAGGAAGUUUAUCUGACAACUGUGUCAUAUGAAAGGGUUAAGCAUGAGUAUAACUACCUGAGUGUAUGAGGUGUAAUGAUAAUCUCUCCAGUUUAUUAUGUAUAUUUUUCUCAGUUGACUGUGGGAGCUCCCAGCAACAAAGGAAAAUUUCUAUCUCUGUUGCAACCAGACAUAGACAAUAAAGAUGUAUUGUAUUGUAAGUCUACCCCAAAUGCUAACCCUAAGGUAAAUGCCAACGUGUCUUCUGUGUACACUUCUUGAGUUUACAAAAUAUACAUAAGCGCACACACAUAUAAGCUUUUCAUAAUGAGAAAAAUGUACAAAACUUAAGAGACGGUUUGUGCAUGUUUUGUGGGAAAAAUAUAGUCGCUACCAGGACAGGUCUUUACUGCUUAAAUAUACAGUGAUGCUUUUCCCAUUGUUCCUCUCUAAAGCUUCACGGAUAAGCAUGGUGUCUCAUGCAGGUUUUAACAUGAUAGUCAAGUGCAUUUGUGGUAUGUCUUUUGUUUAUGGUGUCUUAUGUCUUAGAAUGUUUGCAUCGUUUGGAAGUUAUUUUCAAGAAAAAUAGACAUUAUUUGGGGUAUAGUUAGAUCAAGUCUAUGUGGAGCUGCAGGAAAUUAAAAAGUCUCACCAAUCAAGAGAAUAAACAUUUAUUUUACUGUUGGGUGGUGGACAAAAAAUUUUACAUGCUAAAGAAUUUGUAAAAAGUCAUAGUUACAUGAUGUAUGUGAAUAAUUGCAACUAACACACCUCAACUACUCCAGGUAUGUAACCAUGAAAAGUAAAAUGCUUUAACUAAUUAUGAUACUUUCAUACUGGUGACAUAACAAGAAUUAAAAAAAAAGUCUAUGC